Molecule: messenger RNA, 1032 nt
Organism: Daldinia decipiens
Lineage: Eukaryota; Fungi; Ascomycota; Sordariomycetes; Xylariales; Hypoxylaceae
Product: Methylthioribulose-1-phosphate dehydratase
Exons: 3
Coding region: 215-955 (246 amino acids)
Cellular component (GO): cytoplasm
Molecular function (GO): metal ion binding; methylthioribulose 1-phosphate dehydratase activity
Source: RefSeq, a predicted model, not a curated record
UCAUCCAACUUUAUUUGCUAAUAAGUAAACCGUACUCUUUUUUUUUUUUUCUCCGCCAUUUUUUCAAGUACCGAACUUAUCACACUUCCAUAGUCACACUCCUUUCCUCCAAGAGGCCAACCUGGCCUAAUCUUAUUUCUUAUUCAUCUCCUAUAGCGCACCCAGCCUUCCGGUAUACCGGAUUCCCCCCUUGAAGGAAAAAAAAAAAGUGAAAAUGGGCGACGACCAUUACAUAACAUCGGAAGAUCCUGAUCACCCGGCAAACCUCAUCCCUUCCCUAUGCGCCAAGUUUUGGACUUUGGGCUGGGUUACGGGGACGGGAGGAGGAUGUUCUAUUCGCAACGAUGAUUUAGUAUAUAUCGCACCUUCAGGCGUCCAGAAGGAGCUUAUGAAGAACACUGAUAUCUACGUGCUCGCGCUAUCCAAGCAGACGGACCUCAAGAACCGCGUCUACCUGCGAGCUCCGCCGUGCGGUCGGCCCUCGCAAUGCACACCGCUGUUCCUCGCAGCCUUCACCAAGCGGGGAGCCGGCUGCUGUAUCCACACCCAUUCCCACUGGGCCGUGCUCGUCACCCUGCUCCUUGAGGCUCAGGGCCCCGGCAAGGACAAGCUGUUCGAGAUCAACAACAUCGAGCAGAUCAAGGGCUUCGGCAAGGGCUUCCAGCAGCAGGGUAACCUGGGCUACCACGACACCCUGCGCAUCCCCGUCAUCGAGAACACGGCCCACGAGGAAGAUCUCACCGAGUUCUUGGAAGAGGCUAUGGAUCAACACCCGGACACCUAUGCGGUCCUGGUACGGAGACAUGGUGUCUACGUCUGGGGCGACAAUGUCCACAAGGCAAAGACCAUGUGUGAAAGUCUCGAUUAUCUCUUCCAGCUGGCGGUAGAAAUGAAGCAACUAGGCAUCCCAUGGCUAAGCGAUGUUCCCGUAACAGUGCCAACUUCGAGGCGGUAAAGGAUACAUACUAUUCCAACUUCAGGCAAAAACAUUAUCACGUAAAAACUAAGAGCAUAGAAGGGGUAAGGAAGGUA